AUGAGGCCAAGAUUUAAAGAAUUCACCUUUGCACAGAGUGUAAGCAAUACCGCUGGACGACAAAUGCUGACACGACUACGGAGCUUAGCACGCGCUGCCUCUAAGUUCCGUUUCUACAGUUCCCCACCAACCUAUUUUGGCACAGCGGGAUUGCCUACUCAGAUACAUCGCCCAGUUCCACAUCUAGUGCCCACACCUAAACUACCAGUGCGCAAACCCCUAUUGGAACUGGCUACUGUUUUUUCGGUACUUGCGCUGUCUUUUUUUGCCAUUGACAACUACAGAGCUCGGUUGCGGCUGGAAUUGAAAGUCGAAGAAGAUGCAUUGAAGUUCAAACAGGCCCAGGACCUGUUGGCCAAGCAAGCAAAUGCACACCGUAAGAAGAGGGAAUUGCAAAUUUUGAACGAGCGAAAGCUCAUUCAAACACGCGAAAUGAAAGUGGCGCUUCACGUUGCCAUGCUCCGAAAACAAUUAAUUGAGGCGGGAUUGAAACCUGCGACCAUAGAACAAGCCUUACACGAAUUUGAAAAACACGUAAAGAUGGAAAAUAGCAUCAGUAACGUAAGCGGAACUCGGUUGUGGGUCACAGACGACAGUCCUUCCAAAUGUUAUGUGUCCGACGUUCGUGAGUACGACAACAGGGAAUGA
Molecule: messenger RNA, 648 nt
Organism: Lachancea nothofagi CBS 11611
Lineage: Eukaryota; Fungi; Ascomycota; Saccharomycetes; Saccharomycetales; Saccharomycetaceae
Source: the annotation of a GenBank genome assembly